Molecule: messenger RNA, 6257 nt
Organism: Ictidomys tridecemlineatus (thirteen-lined ground squirrel)
Lineage: Eukaryota; Metazoa; Chordata; Mammalia; Rodentia; Sciuridae
Source: RefSeq, a predicted model, not a curated record
CACACCUACCAAGUGUCCUAAAGCAACAGGGUUGGGAUGCCACCCCCCAAUUUCCCAGCCCCAUCUAUUUGCCCACAGUAAUUCAUUUUCAGAGAACCAAGGAAUCCUUGGUUCAAAAAGUUCUCCCUCCCUGUCUCCCAAGAACCUUUUCCCUUAAAUUAGAAAAACUUACCAUACCCAAUUUGAGGUAUAAUAGAUGAAUCUUCUGUAUGUUCAUUGAGAAGACCCUUGGUUGUUCCCCAGAAAGUUCUAAACAAGAUCUCACCAGGUGAACUCUGGCGUGUGCUUGCAGGUGGAGGACAGUUAGAAGCAUGCUCUCCCCUGCUGUGCAGGAUGUCUCUGCGUGAGAACCCGGUGUUUGCCUACGAGUCUUCGGUGCACAGCACCAACGUCCUGCUCAGCCUCAACGACCAGCGGAAGAAGGACGUGCUGUGCGACGUCACUGUCCUGGUGGAGGGCCAACGGUUCCGUGCCCACCGGUCAGUGCUGGCGGCAUGCAGCAGUUACUUCCACGCCAGAAUCGUAGGCCAGGCUGACGCGGAGCUUAACAUUACUCUACCAGAAGAGGUGACGGUUAAAGGAUUUGAACCUUUAAUUCAGUUUGCCUACACUGCUAAGCUAAUUUUAAGCAAAGACAAUGUGGAUGAAGUGCGCAAGUGUGUGGAAUUUCUAAGUGUACACAAUAUUGAGGAAUCCUGUUUUCAGUUUCUCAAAUUUAAGUUUUUGGACCCCACUGCAGACCAGCAAGAAUGCCUGAGAAAAAAAUGCUUUUCAUCACAGUGUCAGAAAACAAACCUUAAAUAUUCACUUUUGGACCAGAAGGACCUAGAAAUUGAUGAAGUAGAGGAGUUUCUGGAAAAUAAAAAUGUUCAGACGCCUCAGUGUAAACUCCAAAGAUAUCAAGGAAACGUAAAAACAUCACCUCCCGUGCAAGACAGUGCCAGUCAGACCUAUGAAUCCAUGUGCUUGGAGAAGGGGGCUGCUCUGGCUCUGCCUUCUUUAUGCCCCAAAUACAGAAAAUUCCAGAAAGCAUUUGGAACUGACAGAGUCCGCACUGUGGAAUCCAGUGUCAAAGAGGUUCAUGCUGCUCCUGUUCAGCCAAACGAGACAUGUGAAAAUGAGUAUCUCGGGGGAGUCCAGGACUCUGCAGAUUUGCAGGUGAUUUUAAGAUGCGAUGAGAACAAAUCAGCAAUGGAACAUGAAGAAACGAAGAAAAAGGAUCCCGCUUCUCAGUGCCCAGCAGAAAAAACAGAAGUGACUUCUUUCCCCCACAAUUCUUCUACAGAUUCUCACGGACUGUAUUCUUUGUCUCUUUUACACACAUAUGACCAAUACGGAGACUUGAAUUUUGCUGGUGUGCAGACCACAGCAGUGAAAACAGAGAAACCCUUGUCAGGUACAGGUGUUCAAGAAGAGAAAACGUUUGGCGAAAGUCAAGAUGUUCAUUUGAAAUCUGACUCGGGCCCCAAGGAUGAUGGUAGCAUUGCAUCUAGUGAUCGCAGUAGUGUGGAGCGAGAGGUGGCGGAGCACCUAGCAAAAGGCUUCUGGAGUGAUAUCUGCAGCACUGACUCUCCUUGCCAGAUGCAGUUAUCACCUGCGGUAGCCAAGGAUGGCCCAGAGCAAAUCUACUCCCAGAAGCGGUCUGAGUGUCCUUGGUUAGGUAUCAGGAUCAGUGAGAGCCCAGAACCAGCUCAGAGGACUUUUACAACAUUGAGUUCUGUCAACUGCCCUUUUAUAAGUACUCUGAGUACCGAAGGCUGUUCAAGCAAUUUGGAAAUUGGAAACGAUGGUUACAUUUCAGAACCCCAGCAAGAACCUUGUCCUUACGCUUGCGUAAUCAGCUUGGGUGACGAUUCUGAGACUGACACAGAAGGCGACAGUGAAUCCUGUUCAGCCAGAGAACAGGAGUGUGAGGUAAAACUGCCCUUUAAUGCACAACGAAUAAUUUCACUCUCUCGAAAUGAUUUUCAAUCCUUGUUGAAAAUGCAUAAGCUGACCCCAGAGCAGCUGGACUGUAUCCACGACAUCCGGAGAAGAAGUAAAAACAGAAUCGCUGCACAGCGCUGUCGCAAGAGAAAACUUGACUGUAUACAGAAUCUUGAAUCAGAAAUUGAGAAGCUGCAAAAUGAGAAGGCGAGCCUGUUGAAGGAGAGAGACCACAUUUUGUCCACUCUGGGUGAGACAAAGCAGAACCUGACUGGGCUUUGCCAGAAAGUCUGUAAAGAAGCAGCUCUGAGUCAAGAGCAAAUACAGAUCCUCGCCAAGUACUCUGCUUCUGAUUGCCCACUUUCGUUUUUAAUUUCUGAAAAAGGAAAAAGUACUCCUGAUGGGGAACCCUCGGCGCCCUCAGUUUUCAGUCUCUCUGAUGGGCCUCCAGCUGCGCUGCCUCCCAAUGGGAGAGGAAGCAGUGAGGCCGGCUACAUCCGGGGGCAGGAGUCCCUUUCCAGUGCAGCCUCCGAUCCAGCCGGGCAGGUGGAGCAGAGGCAGAGUGGUGGGAUCUCCGACUUCUGUCAGCAGAUGACUGAUAAAUGUACUACUGAUGAGUGAACUCGGACUCCCGUCCUCCAGCCCAGCAGAUUUUCUACUGAAGUUCGGCAUUGUCUAGAAAGCCUCGUAAGGCCAUCCCUUACUUAUCAAUAUUGUGUUUUCCCCUCCUAGCUUUCUGUUCAGGAAAUUUCUCUCCAGUCAACCCUGAUUUUUGCCUUGAUUUCCACAAGACACAGAAAUGAUUUGUUUUCCAGAUACUGAAAAAAUCACAUGUGGAAAUCUGAUUUUUUGUGUGUGUGUGGUGGUGCUGGGGAUUGACCCCAGGGCCUUGUGCUUGUGAGGCAAGCACUCUACCAACUGAGCUACAUCCCCAGCCCUAAUACUUGUAUUUUAAAGAAUAAAAUAAUUUCCCCAGUAUUCGAAAUGACCAUGAGAAUGAAAACUGCAGAAUGUCAAACAGUCUUACAGCUUGAAACAUUUCCAGAUAGCUCCUACUGAAGAAGCAGCCUGCAGAAGUUUAAAAAUUGACCUUUUUGCAAUGUACUGGUUUAAAGAAAAUAUCUCCCCCAAGCAUUGCUAAUAAGAGUUCCAGUCUACACAGCAGGAGGGUGUCAGCGUGGGGAAUGUUUGUGCAGAGCUGCAGUGUGAAAAGUAAGUCUUCUUGCUGAAUCCCAGAGCUUUCCCCUGCAGCCUCUGCCAGAACCAGGAGAUCUAGGGAGGAUCUAGGAGCAGGCAAGGGUUGACCCAAGGCGGAGGCUUCUGCUCCUCUUUGUUAUUAUUGACUAUAGAAUUUCUGGCUGCACUGCAGUAGUAGAUAAGUAUCAUUUUCCCUCUUUUCCCCUCUUCAGUAUCUUCUCCAUCUGAGCUCAUUAUGAAAUUUCUGUUUCCUGAUGUUCUUCCCCCGUGCCAGGAGAGUCAGGACUCAGGAUGUCAUCACCUGAGUGUGUGCACUGGCAGCCUGAUCUGGGAUCCAGGGGAGCUUGCCAAAAUAGAAGACUGUUCACUUUUCUGCCCUAAGUCACGUAUGCCAGGAAAGCAGGCAUGGCAGUAGGUUGGGGAUUACCUACACUUACCAGGAGUGCAAUUCAUUUUUCAUGCUGUUUUUAAAGUCCUAUGGUAUACUUCUAAAAAGCAUUAUUUUAGUUAACAGUGUAUCUAUAACUCUGCAGGUUUGUGAGAAAGGAUGAAACUUAAUCUUGUUUGUUUAUGGGUUUGCAUUUGGGAACCAGAUUUAUUUCUGUUUUCUUUCCCUAUUUUCAUGCUGCAUAAAGUGACACAGAUCAUUUGUCUUUAAAAAUCAGUCUUUGGGGGCUGGGGAUAUGGCUCAAGCGGUAGCGCGCUUGCCUGGCAUGCGUGCGGCCCGGGUUCGAUCCUCAGCACCACAUACCAACAAAGAUGUUGUGUCCGCCGAGAACUAAGAAAUAAAUAUUAAAAAAUUCUCUCUUUCUCUCUCUCUCUCCUCUCUCUCUCUCCUCUCUCACUCUCUCUUAAAAAAAAAUCAGUCUUUGUCUUUAUUUGAUCCUAUCAUAAAACGUAUUUAUAAUCUGAGUAAUUAUCCCAUAUGUUUUGCAGUAGUGCUUAAACCAUUCUGGGAUUGCAGAUUUGAAAGUCAGAUGCAAGGUAUAGACAUCAACAAUUAAAAAAAGAAAAUAUACAGGGUUAGCAUCCUUAAUUGAGAAUCCAAAAUGCUCCCAAAUCUGAAACUUUUUGAAUGUUGACAUGAUACCACAGCAAAAAAUUCCAUACCUGAUCUCAUGUACAGGUAGCGCUCAAACAUGAGCGCGCACGACAAAAUUUGAAGUAACUGUAGGCUAUGGUGUAUAUGAAACAAAUCAGUUUUGUGUUUAGACUCAGAUCCUGUCCCCAGGAUAUCUCAUUUUUUACAUAUAUAAAUUCUUUUUCAAAAACAUAAAUUUUUUUUUCCAAAAAAAAUAUCUGAAAUCUGACACAAUCUGGUCCCAGGCAUUUCAGAUAAUGUAUUCGCAUUUGCAGAAAUAUGAGGCUGCCGAAGACAAAUGGAACCCAGUUUCCAAGGGUACAAAGUAGUUUAUUUGGAAUAGAAAGUACUUUAUUUCAUCUAGUCAGAUGUCUUGAAAGUGACACUUCUCUAGACUGCACCUUCAGUGAAGGGCCCGGGUAGCUUACAGGGGAGAUGACCACCCACUGUGUGUGUACGAUUUGGAAGCAAGUAGGGUAUUGCCUUGAGAGAAUAUGGGGACCAGUCUCAGUAUUUCAGAGUAAUUUGUUGAACAUUACUUUUGUCCAUGGGGUUGCUUGAAGGGGAAGGGGGCCUUGGAGCAGAUAUCACUAGACUCUCUUCAGUGUUGUUAUGUUCUCUCUGUUAUUGACUUGGAAGAGAAAAUCAGUUGGGAUUGUUUUCUGGAGGCAUUCAGAAGUACACUCAGCUUGUCAGGGAGAAUGGCCGUUCUAUGAUAAUGCAUCCUGUCCCACGAAAGAAUUGUGCGCGUGUGUGUAUAUAUAUACAUACCUCCCCAUGUAGCUAUUUCUUUGAUAUCUGUAAUUUUAAAUUUCAACUUCACAUAUAAAAUAAUAUAAAAACUUUUCUGGUUUACAAAUUGUAAAGUCUUAUACAAGCCAAUGGAACCUUUGAUUUCCUACCUCAUUGUACACUCAGCUGUCUGUCCCUCCGUUUUUGCAAAUGUUAAAUAAUCUUUUGCUUUAAUUGCAACUGUAUAUAUUUGCUUUGAAAAGUUACUGUUUUAUGACAAAACCUAGUUGUCUUCACAGUUUAAAUAUAAAUUUUUAAGGCACUUGGUUUAAAUUUCUCUCUACCUAUGAAAUUUAGCAUUAAGGAUUUAUUUUAAUGGUAUCUGACAAUUGGCCAAGUGUAAUAUUUCUUAAAUUUAGCAUAACUUUUAAUAGCCAGCAUGUAAUACAAUAACUACACUACCUCAUACCUACAUGAUUUUCAAGUUGUAUUAUAGAUGGACAGGAAAGAUUUUAAUCUUUGUCUUUUGGCCAUAAGGUGGGGAAGUUUUCUAUAUAUUGCAUAGCAUUACACAUUUAUGCCUACUCUGACAUUAACUUCUAAAGAAGUUUUUUCUAAGAAAAUUUGUUUCAAGGCAAUUUUUUUUGAGGCUGCCGAAGACAAAUGAUAGGAUUAUGUGUAUACAGUGUAUGCCUUUUCCUUCAUGCAAAAUUUUGAAAAUGUCAUUUUCAGUUUGUAUAUUGCAUAUUUACAUGAUCAUUGUUCCUUAUUUUAUGAACCGGCCUUCUCAGUGCUUGAUGAUUUUUUUUUAAAGCUCAGUAAAAUCAUAUUAACUUAAAAUUUUUCUUAUUUCAAUAGCUAUAAUGAAUAAUUUGUUAAAUUGUUAUUAUUCAAAACAAUUGUGGAUAUAAACUUGGUUCUCCAUCUGUAAGUUUUAUAACAGUUUCACUUAAUGCUUAAUCAGUUUUAAGUAAGGAAUUAAAAGUAUUUGAUGCAGCAGACAAUAUAGAUUGCAUGUGGACAUUCAGCCACGUUAACAACUUGGAAAAACAAAUGACAAUGUUAUAAAGAAUUCUCAGGUGAACUUUUUUCAGUUACGAAGCAUCUAUUUUGAACUUGUAAAUAUUUUAAAUGUUUUAUUAAGGCAUGUAAUAAACUAUUCUUUGAAACUGGUUGGAUAGCAUAAAAAUUUAAAGCCAUAUGGUAAAAGAUGGCAUACUGAUUGUAAAAUAAACAGAAAUAAUAACAUUGUUGAUUUUUUUGUAUCUUUCAUAUUAUAAUUUUCUAACAAUGCAAUAAAACCACUAGACUUAUAUAUCCA